AAGAAAAAGAGUGAUGAAGAUGAAUUAAGAAUAGUCAAAAUAAGAGUCCGCACGUCGCUAACCGUAUGGAAGAAAAAAACAAAAAUUUACUGGUGGGAAAACGAAAACAAAGCUGCCACAACAAUGGAACGAAGAAUUCUUCAACAAGUUCUCUCUUUUUUACAUCAACAACAACAACAACAAACGGAAUCAUCCUCAUCAUUCUUCACCCACUCCUUCUUCUUCUUUCUACCCCCUUUCAAUCCAUAGAUGAUGGGUUUUUCUUUGUGAAUUGUUGAAUUCUGUUGUGGAAACUAGAAAGAUUUUAUGGGAUUUUGUUUACUGAUUUAUGGUGGAAUUUGGAAACAGUAACAUGUUUGGCGGUCUUACAAAUGGUCAUUCGGGAUAUCCGGGCUUCCCCGAGGAACAUCGGUCGCAAUACGACAUGAGUGCAUUGCCCCAGCUUCAACUAUUUGGUAAAUUUCCAGGGGGUUGUGCAAUCGACAACAUAAACUUUGUGGGAAAUGAUCAGGGCCAUGGAAUGGCUUCUGGUCGGCCGGUCAAGAGGGCUCGUGACCCAGGACCGGUGUCCACACAGCAAAAGCUUCGUAUAUCUUUAAACAACAACUUUUGUCAAGAUGAUGUAGGCCUUGCUAGAAACAACAACAUGAAUCCAAAUCAUGUAUCUACAGGUCUGAAACUGUCGUAUGAAGAGGAUGAACGCAAUUCUUCUGUGACGACUGUUAAUGAAAACUUGAAAGCUCUCCACCCUGCCACGUGUCCACUCACCAAUGGUAUCAAACUUGAAAUGGAUCGCCAAAAAGAACUCUUUGAUCAUUAUAUUAAAGUUCAGGAAGAAAAUUUCGUGACGGGUAUAAGAGAAUUGAAUCAGAAACACACGGCUUUGUUACUAAACACAUUGGAGAAAGAAGUAACAAAGAAGUUAAAUGAAAAAGAUGUUGAAAUAGUCAACAUGAACCGAAGAAACAUGGAAUUAGGGCUGAAAAUAAAGCAAGUUGCGAUGGAAGCUCAAUCUUGGCAUUACAAAGCAAAAUACAACGAGUCAGUAGCGAACACUCUCAAGAACAAUCUUCAACAAGCUAUCGCACAAAUGCCCACACAGGCAAAAGAAGGGUAUGGAGAUAGUGAGGUAGAUGAUGCCGCUUCUUAUACAAAUGUAAACGAUGCUUUGGGGAACCCAAUACCAAAUCAAACAUGUUCUUUAAAGCCGUUAAACUGCAAAGCCUGCAACGUUAAAGAAGUUUGUGUGUUGUUACUGCCUUGUAGGCACUUGUGUCUGUGUAAAGAUUGCGAAGCGUUGGUGGAAAAUUGUCCUGUUUGUCAGACAUUGAGAACCGAAAGUGUACAUGUUUUCAUGUCUUGAAACGAGUCGUCUAAAUGACGUGUUUUGUCCGAGUGCUUUCGAGUGAUUAUGCAUAAAAAUGGAAUCUUGGUGAUUCGAAAUGAAGUAUUAUAUGCUUUUGGGAUUGUUUAUGUAUGUAACCUCUUCAUAAUGGGCAUCUCUAGUUGUCGAUACAUCUAGCCGUCAACAUUUCAAAACUUAAUAUAGAGUGAAUUUCAAGUA
This is a messenger RNA of Helianthus annuus (common sunflower), 1564 nucleotides long. Its product is annotated as E3 ubiquitin-protein ligase BOI. The record is from RefSeq and is a predicted model, not a curated record. The coding region runs from base 329 to 1363 and encodes 344 amino acids. NCBI's taxonomy places the organism in Eukaryota, Viridiplantae, Streptophyta, Magnoliopsida, Asterales, Asteraceae. Gene Ontology annotation, molecular function: ubiquitin-protein transferase activity. The transcript is spliced from 4 exons.